Molecule: messenger RNA, 883 nt
Organism: Paramecium sonneborni
Lineage: Eukaryota; Ciliophora; Oligohymenophorea; Peniculida; Parameciidae
Source: the annotation of a GenBank genome assembly
AUGAGUUACCAACUGAGAGUACUACAAUUACAAAAAAAGAUCAAACUUAUUGGAAUAACAAGUAUAUUUUUGAUGGAAUGCAAAAGAAACUAGUUCUUUUCCAAAAUAGCUUUUACUUAAUAAAAACCUAAUGAGUUACGAAAUAUUGAUUAAUUACAAAAGUUUAAAUAUGAAUCAUAAUUGAGAUUGAAAAGAAAUGAAUUUAGAAGAACUAUUUUACAAAUUAAAAGUAAAUAGAAAUCAUCUGAAACAAGUAAAUACGUUGUAACAGAUGAAGAUUUAAAUUUGCCAAUUUUCUAAAGAUUUCCUACUCAUUUGGUAUUUCUCAAAGCGAUAUUAGGAAAAUUAAAUUGAUAAUUAAUGGAACCAUUUGGAACUACUUGAUAAGAAGCAUUUAAAAUAGAUAUAUGGACCCAAAACCUUUAAUCGAUAGAAAAAAGCAAUUAGCUAAAUAGAUAAUAAUUUCAAAGCUGAUAUUGAACUUUAACAGAUGAAAUUUCAAGCAUAGAUUAAUUUUAGAAAUAAAAUGUUAAAACAUGAUCCUUUAUAGGAAUCUUAAAAAAAUGCUUAAGGCUUAGAAAUAAACUUUUUAAGAUAAGUAAGACCAGAAUAUAAAGGAAUGUUGUUAUUGAAUAUGACAGCCAUUGAAUAAUAUCAUUGUCCUACAUUAUAUUCUCAUGUUAAGAAAUAGGAUUGUUUGAAUAGUAUGUAAACUAGAUAAAAGUAGUAAUCCAUAAAGAAUAUCAGAUCAAAAAGUUUUAAUACAUCAUAAACUGAAAUCGAUGAAUAGUUUAUUAAUCAAAAAGUUUAUGAUGAAAUGAAUGAAUCAUUACAAAAAUUUGAAAUUACAUUAAAAGAAAGAUAUUAGCAUUUGAAAAGAUGA